Messenger RNA from Morchella importuna, 1482 nucleotides. RefSeq lists its product as uncharacterized. The coding region runs from base 1 to 1482 and encodes 493 amino acids. Gene Ontology annotation, biological process: inner mitochondrial membrane organization. The transcript has 2 exons. Gene Ontology annotation, cellular component: mitochondrial inner membrane. The record is from RefSeq and is a predicted model, not a curated record. Lineage: Eukaryota; Fungi; Ascomycota; Pezizomycetes; Pezizales; Morchellaceae.
AUGCGGCCGCUCUUGAGAUCAAUUCUACUCGCCCGGCCAACUGCCUCACCGUGCAACCUCCGCAGCAUCCGGCAAUUGCACUCCAAUUCGUGCCUUUUUACAAAACCGACAUGCACGCGAAACCCAUUGCUACAACCUCGGCGACUGCAACUGAAGGGCCAGCAGAUCAGAUGGGUCUCAUCCGGCGACAAAAACACCCCCGGCGACAGCAGCAACAGCAGUGCUACUGGAGGAGGGGCAGCUGGAAGUGAAGGUGGAGCCAAUGAUCGCUCUCCCCCUUCACCUUCACCUUCCUCAAAACCACACACGCCUCCAAUAUCCUCACUGCUGAGUCCGGUGUUCAAGAACCUACCCUCCCAGCAGGAUCUUCGGCGCUCGGAGAUGGCAAAGAAGUUUACAAAGGCCAUGGAAGACCUCCAAAUCGCUGUCUUCACCGCCGGCCAAAAACUCAAUGUCCUAACCGGCUACUCAGAAAUCGAAGCUCUCAAAAAGUCCAUUGAAGCCCUAGAGGAAGCCGUCAAAUCUUCGCGUCAAGCAGUCCGCAAUGCAAAGGAAGAAUACCAAUCUGCCAUCGCCCGCCGUUCUGCCAGCCAACGUGAAGUAAAUGAGCUCCUCCAACGUAAGCACGCCUGGUCGCCGUCGGACCUCGAACGCUUCACCGAGCUAUACCGCUCCGACCAUGCGAACGAACAGGCUGAGGUAGCAGCACAGGAGCAGCUUGCUGUAGCAGAGAGCGUGGUGGACGAUAUGCAGGCGAAGUUAAGCAGGAGUAUACUCUCGCGGUACCACGAGGAGCAAAUCUGGAGCGACAAGAUCCGCCGGGCAAGUACCUGGGUUACAUGGGGUUUGAUGGGCUUCAACGUGUUAUUAUUUGUGGUUGUUCAGCUAUGGUUGGAGCCGUGGAAGAGAAAACGGUUGGUUGGGAGCUUCGAGGAUAAGGUUAGGGAUGUGAUCCAGGAGGAGGGGCUCAGAAACGCAUUGUUGAACCUACAUGUUGAACCCGAGGAGGUUGUGCAACAAAUCAUGGAGAUAGCCGGAGAGAGUGGCGUCGGUGCGGUUGACACGGCCAUGGGAGCUGAUACAGCGGCCGUGGUAGAGGGUGAGCCGGUGCUACUCGAGGAGGAUAUCGUCCAUGAUGCUGUCGCUUCUACUACAGCUACGGGAGAGGGUGAGGCAGUAGUAGAGGAGGUUGCGGCCUUGUUGCAGGACGAGCAAGAGAAGAAACCAUUGUGGGAGAGAGACUUUAUGACUGAGGUCAAAAAGCUAUGGCAAUACUGGAACGAAAAGCUGCACGGUCUGUUUAGCGACCAAUCCAUCGCACUGAAACAGGUGGAGUUUACCACUGCGCUGCUCGAGAGUGCUGCAUUUGGAGCGUUUAUAGCGAUCUCGUUGCGGCAGAUUGAUUUCACGGGCAGGAUUCUUGAUAGUACGGCGUUCGGGGCCUUCAUGGCAGCUAUAGUGGGGCUAUUUUUGAGGAGAUAG